AUGGAUCAGCUACAUAUUCCCUUCAGCUUCCUCGACGUCUAUGACGCACCUCCUUCACCUUCACAAACCACACAGCACGCUCCCUCCUACCCUGCGCAACAACCUGAUCCACUCCAAGACACGUCCUAUCUACCCUCAAACCAAAAACUCUCCCCGAACAGUUCCUUGAUAACCCUACAAGACCUCCUUGAGGAGACUGAUACCGCAGACGAUUCCGAGGAUAUUUCCGAGGAGGAUCUUGGCCAAAUUGCUCCCAAGGUUGUCUCUCAGGGCUUGGUUAGGUCUGAUCAGUACUAUAACGCAUUCCAAGAUCCAGCACCACCCACCAUUCAGGCUAACCGUAGCGUCGGUAGCCGGUUUAGUCACGGGAGCAUGGGCUUUGCGUCUGACCAGACCACACUGCCCAUCGUUAGUUGCGCAUCCCAAGCUGCGCCCCCGAUUGCAUGUCCCUGGGCUCCUGGAACCCAAUCUUCCUUCAUUGGUGGGAAUCCGUUAUAUCGGUCACCACCUAUUCCAUUCGGGCUUCAUCGAGAGGACUAUCAGGGGAAUGCAUCUACAGCUCUGUUAGGUGACUCUAGCUUUCCUAGUCAACCCCAGAACUCUUUUCCCUUGGAUACGCCAUUCCAGCGUCGAAUGAAUGACGGCUCUAAUUCCUUCGGAUCCGACGUGUAUCAGCAAUUCCGAGCUACGCCCCCUCCGGGGGAUUUUGAUGAGGACUUCGAUGUGGUUGACAAGGGGGGUAAUUAUGACCACAUGGCGGGCCUUUCUACUCAGAUCUCGUCACCCAAGUCUCGGUUCCGGAGCGGUAACAAAUCCGACAACGAUAACGACAACCCGACUCUUUCUUUUCUUGCCACACCACCCCAGCUUCCGGGCCCUGACCUUGGUUAUCAUGGCUAUAACGCUAUGUUAAUCCAUAGUCCGUUCAGGGUCAGCGAUAAGUCUUUCACCAAGAGGUUGGAAGUCAUUAACCUCGAUGCUCCCUCUUCUAGUUCUAAGGGUAACAGGGGUCGCUGCAAAGGCGACAACGACGACAACGACAACGGCACCGACCUCUUUUCGCCACCCACCAAGAAGCGCGCAGCUGACGUCAACACGGAAUUCAUAAGCCAGAUUACACCGAACUACCAGUUCGACCACGGAACCUUGUACCCUGUGGUCCCUCCAACAACAUCCUCCGCCCCGUACACCGCCAUCGAGAAGGCCUGGCUGAAGCGCGAAUAUGGCUCUGAGGCGAUAUUCCUCGGACGCCACGGCAUGACCAUGAGCCCUGACGACCGGCGCGCGGGAUACAAAAUCAUGCGCAAGAAGACGGAGCAGAAAGCCUUCGAGGAAAUCGUGGACGUAGAUAUCAUGCGGGAGGAAGAGCUUGAGGUGCAGCAGUGCCAGGCGUGGAUGGCCAAGAAUUUGAGUCAGGGUCAGUGGGGAUGGGUUGAGAUGGAGUGCAAGGGGAUCACAGAGUUGAUGAGGAUGUUUGGGCUGAGGUAUUAUUAUCAGGAAGAUUGGCCGAAGGCAAAAGAUAUUGUGGAGAAGUUGAUGAGUGGUGAGUAUGAAGUGGACGAUGGAGAGUAG
Messenger RNA from Lindgomyces ingoldianus, 1572 nucleotides. RefSeq lists its product as uncharacterized. Bases 1 to 1572 code for a protein of 523 amino acids. The record is from RefSeq and is a predicted model, not a curated record. The transcript has 3 exons. Lineage: Eukaryota; Fungi; Ascomycota; Dothideomycetes; Pleosporales; Lindgomycetaceae.